Messenger RNA from Rhea pennata, 2481 nucleotides. It is a transcript of the gene LCA5L, whose product is annotated as lebercilin LCA5 like. Gene Ontology annotation, biological process: intraciliary transport. Lineage: Eukaryota; Metazoa; Chordata; Aves; Rheiformes; Rheidae. Gene Ontology annotation, cellular component: axoneme. The record is from RefSeq and is a predicted model, not a curated record.
AUGAAUCAGGAGAACACGCCUGCUAUCGACAAGUCACCAGAGCCCAGAGAGGAACCCAGGCAUGCAGGAGCGCCUGGACUAACCCAGAUCCUAAAUGAUUCCCCCCAGCAGCUAUCUGCCAGCUUUGCCCUCUCCCUCUUCCACUCCCCAGGGUCCCGGGUUUCCCCACUCCAUUGGCUCUUAGCUCUCAUUUCCCACCUCCGGGAUCCGGCCUUGGCUCCCCCCGGGGACGUGUGGCUGGUGUGUGACCCCGAGGGUCCCCACGACCGCGAGGGGACCGCGAGGCCUCACCGCCACGGCACAGACCUGGCGGUUCAACUAAGAAGAGUCGGGACCCGGCGCCUCUCGGCCGUGGCGCAGCCGCACUGGGGGCGGCCCCAGCGCGGUACACAGACUUGCGGGGAGGGGGAAGAUAAGUCCUGUUUCGUUGUUACAAAUGCAACAAGACGCUCAGCCGCGCAACCCGCGCCGCGCCGGGGCCGACUACGACUCCCAGGGUGCCCCGCGGCCGCGGCCUGUCCCCAUGGCAACGGCGCCGCGCCCCACCGGCCGAGGAAGCCGUGCAAGAAGAUAAUAAGUCAGGAAGUGGCACAGAAAGCAGGGAUGCUAAUGAUUCUCCAAAAACAAAUAAAAGUAUUAAAAGCAGCAUCUGUGGCAAAAGUAAUGAUUGUAGGCAAUGCAGUAGAGAAUAUGAAAGUGAAAAUUCUCAUGCUAGCUAUUCUGAGGACUUCAUCAGACUGCUCAGAAGCAGCUAGAAGGAGCAAUGAUUUAAAACUUUCAGGAACUGAAGAGAAGAAAUCACAGAAAAAGAAGAAAAAGAAAAAAGGGCAGCAUAUGGUCCCCCCAAAAGGAGGGAAGAAAUUGCCACCUAAGAAGAUGCAACAUAAGAAUACUUCAUUUUUAAGCCUGAAAAAUAAUACAAUUUCCCAGAAGAAAAAUGCAGUGGCUCAGCGAAUAUCAUCAGCAAAAUUUCAGAAAAUUAGAGAGCUGAAAAAUGAACUAUUUGAUUUACAACACAAGCUAGAAGCAUCAAACUUAGAAAACCAGAUUCUGAAAAAGCUUCAGUGUCGGCACUUGAAAGCAAUAGGUAGAUAUGAAAAUUCAGAAAAUAACUUGCCUGAUCUUUUGGCAAGACAUUAUACUGAGGUAAGAACUUUAAGGAAACUCCUGAGGAUAUCUCAGGAGGAAGAAAGACAGACAUCCAGGAAGCUCAGAAAAGUUGAAGCAGAGCUGCUAAAAAACAAAGAUGCUUUGCAGGCAUUGCAUAAACUUUCGGAAGACAAGGCUCUUGCAGAGAGAGAUGAACUUAAUCACAGAUUAUCAGUCUUUACAGAAAAAAUAGAAGUCAAUAAUAAGAGAAUACAGGUCCUCGAAAAACAGCUGAAGUUAAACAAUAGCACCUUUAAUCGUCAGCUGGCAGAUGAGAAUAAAAAAGCUGUUGAAGCUGGAAUAAUUGCAAAACACUUGCAAAUGGAAAUUAAAACUCUUCACCAAAAAAUUAAGGAAAAGGAACGAGAACUGUGUAUAAGAAAUAUAUAUGCAAAUCGGAUGCUUAAAAUUUCGAAGGACAAAGGUGAUUCAGUACCUCAUGAAAAAAGUCUUAGUUUAAACAAAUCAGUCCAAGUAGACAGACAGACUUUUAGAUCACUUCUGCUGUCACAAUACCAAACCAAGGAAACAGAAAAAUGUCCCACUCAGCUAUCAAAGGAGGAAAAGCAUUCAGAAGAUAAAAAUCAAAAAGUUAAAGCCAAUGAAGCACACACUGAUGUCCAACAUAGAAUAGAAAAGCAAGCAACCAAGAAAAUCCCAAAGCUGGAAACGUUUAAUAGAACAUGUAGAGAAUUUUUAAGGGAAAGCAAACCAGUAAUGGAAGAACACACACAUUUGGAAUACAUGGAAGAGGAAAAAAAGAGAGAAGAGCAAAAAAGUAAAGCUGAAUUGCUUAAACAGGAGCUGAAAAAAAUGAUGAAAACUGAACAAACUCCUCAAAAUGAAAUUAUAAAAGAGAACAAUCAAGAAGGAGAUGCAGUGGAAGACUAUGAAGAAGAACAAAAGCCAGACAAACAAUUAAAUAAUAGUGGGAAGGAAGACAGUAAAUGUGUAACUUCUAUUCAAAGAAUCAAAACACCCAUUAGACUGAAAAAACAAUACAUAUUCUCAGAAGCCACUGAAAAUUUGCAUCAUGGACUUCCUGUAUCAGGUACAAAAUCCAGAACAGGCAGCCUCUGCAACCACAGACAUGCAUUUCAGGAAUGCUGUGCAAUAGCUGAAUCAAAAGUGAAAAAUUCAUUUGGACUAUAUGAAUCGUCUUUUGGUAAAGUUACCAACACAAGGCAGAAGGACAAUGUGGUUGAAGUGGGAGGCUGCACUCAUAUGACUUUCACUGAAAGGAAAAACAGUCUUAUGAAAGAACUCUUUGGACCAAGCUGUGUUCUAAAAGAUAACCCUUCAGAUUAUAUCAUGAGAGAAGUAGAGAAGUGA